This is a messenger RNA of Phalaenopsis equestris, 2364 nucleotides long. RefSeq names its product NADP-dependent malic enzyme-like. Gene Ontology annotation, cellular component: chloroplast. Gene Ontology annotation, biological process: pyruvate metabolic process; malate metabolic process. NCBI's taxonomy places the organism in Eukaryota, Viridiplantae, Streptophyta, Magnoliopsida, Asparagales, Orchidaceae. Gene Ontology annotation, molecular function: malate dehydrogenase (decarboxylating) (NADP+) activity; NAD binding; malate dehydrogenase (decarboxylating) (NAD+) activity. The record is from RefSeq and is a predicted model, not a curated record. The coding region runs from base 277 to 2181 and encodes 634 amino acids. The transcript is spliced from 20 exons.
UACACGUAUAUACCAGCUUUCUUCCCUCCUCUCUCCCUCUCUCUCUCUCCCUCUUCCCUCGCUCUUAAUCUCUUCUCCAUGGGAAGUGCAUUUUGGUGAGGAGAGAGAGAGAGAGAGCAAGCAGAAGCUCAGUCCAGCCUUAGCCUUCCCCAGAAACUCUCUCCCCCCUUUCUCUCUCCUCCUCCUACUUCUACUAGCCCAGGGAAGCAACUCACCUCCCCAACGUUCCUCUCCCCCGUCGCGCAAAAUUACAAUCUUUUUCAAUACCGCAACACAAUGCUGUCCCUCAGCCGCACCACGUUUCUGGAUGGCGAGGAUCGUCGCCGUUUCUAUCGUGCGCAGAGAAGUCCGGCGGCGAAAGUGAAGGCUGGAGUGGUGCGGUGUGUCGCGGCGGGUGAAAGGAAGACGAGGAAAGUUGAGAUCUUGAUAGAGAAGAAUGGAGGGGCAGAUAGAGUAGAUCCGAAAUCAGCCGUCGGCGGGGGAGUAAAGGAUGUUUACGGCGAGGAUCGCGCCACCGAGGAUCAUCACAUCACGCCGUGGAGCCUUUCCGUCGCCAGUGGCUACUCAUUAUUAAGAGAUCCACACCACAACAAAGGGCUUGCCUUUACUGAAAAGGAAAGAGAUGCACACUACUUAAGAGGUCUCUUACCUCCAACAUGCUUAUCUCAAGAGCUUCAGGUGAAGAAGCUUAUGCACAAUCUUCGCCAGUAUCAAGUUCCACUUCAACGUUAUAUGACGCUGAUGGACCUUCAGGAGUCAAACGAGAAGCUGUUCUACAAGCUUCUGAUGGAUAAUGUUGAGGAAUUACUUCCUGUUAUUUAUACACCAACGGUAGGUGAAGCUUGCCAGAAAUAUGGUAGCAUUUUUAGGCGACCACAGGGGCUCUACAUUAGUCUGAAAGAAAAGGGGAAGAUUCUUGAGGUGUUGAAGAACUGGCCUGAGAAAGCAAUUCAAGCUAUUGUUGUUACCGACGGCGAACGCAUUUUGGGACUUGGAGAUUUGGGUUCCCAGGGUAUGGGGAUUCCCGUGGGCAAGCUUUCUCUAUAUACCGCCUUAGGAGGUCUUCGCCCAUCGGCAUGCUUGCCUGUCACAAUUGAUGUGGGAACAAACAAUGAGAAGUUACUGAAAGAUGAAUUUUAUAUAGGGUUGAGGCAGAAGCGCGCCACUGGUCAGGAAUACGCAGACCUUAUGGAAGAAUUUAUGAGCGCUGUUAAGCAAAACUAUGGAGAGAAAGUGCUUAUACAGUUUGAAGAUUUUGCAAACCAUAAUGCAUUUAGCCUACUUGAAAAGUACAGCAAAACUCAUCUUGUCUUCAAUGAUGAUAUUCAGGGAACGGCUUCGGUUGUUCUAGCUGGGUUAGUUGCAGCACUGAAGGUGGUUGGUGGUAAAUUGUCAAAUCAUACUUUCUUGUUUCUUGGUGCUGGGGAGGCUGGUACAGGGAUAGCAGAACUCAUAGCACUUGAGAUGUCAAAACAGACAAAUACUCCCAUUGCUGAUUGUCGUAAGAGAAUCUGGCUUGUGGACUCUAAGGGCCUGAUUGUCAAAUCACGUUUUGAAACUCUACAACACUUCAAAAAACCUUGGGCUCAUGAACAUGAAUUUGUUAAGGAUCUAUCAGAGGCCGUGAAGGUCAUCAAGCCAACAGUACUCAUCGGAUCUUCUGGAGUGGGCAGAACUUUCACAAGAGAAGUAGUUGAGACUAUGGCUUCCUUCAAUGAGAAACCUAUAAUCCUAGCUCUAUCUAAUCCAACAUCUCAGUCUGAAUGCACUGCUGAGGAAGCUUACACUUGGAGUAAGGGUCGAGCAAUAUUUGCUAGUGGGAGUCCGUUCAAUCCUGUCGAAUACGAAGGCAAAACUUUCCUGCCUGGGCAGGCAAACAAUGCUUAUAUAUUUCCUGGAUUUGGUCUUGGUUUGAUAAUAUCUGGAGCCAUCCGUGUACAUGAUGACAUGCUCCUUGCAGCUUCGGAAGCUCUGGCUUCACAGGUGAGACAAGAAAACCUUGAGAACGGAUCAAUUUAUCCGCCUUUCAGGAACAUUAGAAAGAUUUCAGCUGAAAUUGCUGCCAAAGUUGCUGCCAAAGCAUAUGAACUUGGUUUGGCUUCUCAUCUUCCUCGCCCCAAAAACUUGGUGAAAUAUGCAGAGAGCUGCAUGUACAGCCCUGUUUAUCGUCAAUACCGAUAAGUUCGACAUUUGGUUUAUCAGUAUGUUGCAUGUUUGAUAGUUUAUGACUCAUGGUGUAAUAGGUGUUCUCAUGCUACAUGGUUAUCAAUUUAACAUAUCAACAUCAUAUAUUCUUUUAUUGCAAUUUGAAAUUGUUAUUUCGGCUGAAUAUGACUGAAAAUAAAGAAAAUUUGGGGUUGGAUA